AUGCUCCGCCCCGUUAUCACCCGCCAAGGAACUCGGUUCUACCAGUCUCUGAGAAAGUCAUUUUCUUCUGGAAGCUCUGACAAAACCCCCAUUAAACAUGUUAUUAUCACCGGAGCUUCUGGUGGAAUUGGCAGAGCCAUUGCAUCACGAUUUGCAUCAGAGGGCGCAAAAUGUACUUUAAUUGGGCGAACGGAGUCGAAACUCCAAGCAUCCCUCAGAGAGCUCUCAGCUCUGAGAGAUCACCGGAUUGUGGUUGGAGAUGUGGGGAAAGAGGCAUUUUGGAAGGACCUCGCGAAGAAAAUGGCAAGUUUUACAAGAGCUCUAGCCGCAGAAUCAGGGCCAUCAGGCAUCCGCGUGAAUGCCGUAGUGCCCGGAUACAUAGAAACCGAGAUGACAUCAGGCAUGGAGCCUGCCCUUUUUGAGUCCACCAAUAACGCCAUACCCCUGCAACGUUUCGGUACCGCCGAAGAGGUUGCUGAUGCCGCGUUCUUCCUAGCCGCUAACCAGUAUGCCAAUAACUGCACCCUCAACCUUGAUGGAGGUCUGAGUGCGGUAUGA
Messenger RNA from Pseudogymnoascus destructans, 558 nucleotides. RefSeq lists its product as uncharacterized. The record is from RefSeq and is a predicted model, not a curated record. The coding region runs from base 1 to 558 and encodes 185 amino acids. NCBI's taxonomy places the organism in Eukaryota, Fungi, Ascomycota, Leotiomycetes, Thelebolales, Thelebolaceae. Gene Ontology annotation, molecular function: oxidoreductase activity, acting on the CH-OH group of donors, NAD or NADP as acceptor. The transcript has 3 exons.